This is a messenger RNA of Plasmodium gallinaceum, 771 nucleotides long. RefSeq names its product 20S proteasome beta subunit, putative. Gene Ontology annotation, cellular component: proteasome core complex. The record is from RefSeq and is a predicted model, not a curated record. NCBI's taxonomy places the organism in Eukaryota, Apicomplexa, Aconoidasida, Haemosporida, Plasmodiidae. The coding region runs from base 1 to 771 and encodes 256 amino acids. The transcript is spliced from 2 exons.
AUGACUUUAGGACCAGUAGUAACAGGAACAUCAGUAAUUGCUUUGAAAUAUCAAAAUGGAAUAAUGAUAGCAGCAGAUAGAAAAGCAAGUUAUGGUAGUUAUGCAAAAUUUCAGAAUGUUGAAAGAAUAUUCAAAAUAAAUAAUAAAACAGUAAUGAGUUUUAGUGGUGAACUAGCUGAUGCUCAAUAUAUAUAUGAAUUAUUAACUCGUGUUAAUGUAAAUAAUGUUACAGAAAGAAAAAGUAAAUAUGACAUACAUAAUCCUAAAUAUUAUCAUUCAUAUGUAAGUAGAAUAUUUUAUAAUAGAAAAAAUAGAAUUGACCCAUUAUUUAAUAAUAUUAUUAUAGCUGGAAUUAAUUCUCAAGAAUAUGAUGAUAAUGAUAAAAAUAUUUUAUUAUAUACAGAAAAAAAAAAUGAACAAGAAUAUAAAAUUAUUGAUAAAAAUGAUCUCUAUAUUGGUUUUGUUGAUAUGCACGGUACUCAAUUCUGUGGUGAUUAUAUGACUACAGGAUAUGCCCGCUAUUUUGCUUUAACAUUAUUAAGAAAUCAUUAUAAAGAUAACAUGAAUGAGCAAGAAGCACGUAAUUUAUUAAAUGAAUGUUUAAAAAUUUUAUAUUUUAGAGAUGCUACAGCAUCAAAUAAAAUUCAAAUUGUUAAAAUUACUAGUAAGGGAGUAGAAUACGAUGAUCCAUAUAUUCUUCCAUGUGAUUUAAAUUCAAAAGAUUAUAUAUAUCCAUCUACAUUAUUACCACCAACCGGUUGUAUGUGGUAA